AAACAUUUUAGCUUGUUUCUUUUUUCAUCAAAGCUUAGAUUAGAUAGAUGCAUGAAAAAGUGAUGUGCCAAGUAGACAAGUAAAAGCAACACGAACUCCACAUAGUAAGAUUAAAGAGCUAAGCCACAAAGCAAUAUAUGACUUUUUAAUGUAUGAUAUCACUUAUCAGUGAGCCCUUUUGAUCAACCAUCCACAUGAUAUCUAUUUUAUUAAAUUAUAUUAAGUUUUAGUGGAUAGCAAAAUUGUUGAAUGAACAACUCUACAUGAUAAAAGUGAACUAGUUUUGAAAAGAAUGUCAGCCACUCUACCAGAUAGUCAAAUCUUAUACACCAAAUCUAAACAAUAUGAUUGAAUGGAUUUAAACCUCAAUUAGAUCUGAUGUUGUCCAAAACAAUUUUUUCAUCGCCCCACAUAUAAAACCAAGAGAUUUAUGCAGAUCAAACAAUUCAACUCACAUUAUAUUUCUAUGACUACAUCUAAGAUUUACUUGGUCCAAAAAUAGUCGGUUCUUUACUUCUCUCUUUAAAUUUUGCUUUUUCUAACUUGUUCGAUUAAGAACAAAAUAUUAAUUAAAGGAAAUUGACAAAUAUUUUGUAUUUACUUAACAAAAAUUUGUAUAUCCUUUUCCUUUUUGUGAUUUAAGGCAAUGACAUGAAAACAGGAAAAAAGAGAGAGAUAUAGAGGGUCCAGAUUAAAAGCAAGGUCCGUAGAUCAACGGCGGAGGAAAUUCAAGGGGUUAUUAUAAAUAGAAAACAAAUCCAUCUUCCUAACUCAGUAUAUAAGUAAAACAAAAAGGCCGACGGCUCACAACCCUAAUCCGAGCCAACCUCUUCCUCCAAGUCCAAAGCCCAUUACACGCCGUUUGAUUCUUCCCGCCGUUGCUCUUCUCUCUGCGUCUGUGACUAUGGACCCCAACCCUUAUUCCGAGCUCGUUGACAACAAAGUUAAUGUCGAGAUUGAAUCUUCCGACACGCAACCAAUCAAGCGGAGGAGGAAGAGGAAGUCUAUGGUGUGGGAUCACUUCACCACCGAGACAACCACCUCCGGAACCACCAAAGCCUUUUGCAAACACUGCAACAAGUCCUACGCAUACAUGUCUGGCGGCAAAGCUUCGGGGACAAGCCACCUCAAGCGUCACAUCGAGUUAGGUAUUUGUGAUAAGUGCCCGAACACAAACCUGGUCCCUCAAGUCAACGAUGGAACCGCUUCUUGUCCUCCUCCCAAGAAGCGUCAGAAGAGAUGUGCUAAUGCCCCUCUGGAUCAAGAUGGAUGCAACCGUGAGAUGGCUAAGAUGAUCAUCAUGCAUGGCUACCCUCUUCACAUGGUGGAGCAUCCUGGUUUCACUUCUUUCGUUAAGACUGUUCGUCCUCAGUUUGGAAUGCCAAGGUUUGAUACUGUCCAUGGGGAUUGUGUUAACAUGUUCUUGUCUGAAAAGCAGAAACUUUCGGAGUUCGUUGGAGAGACUCCUGGGGGGGUUAGCCUCAGUGUUGACUUGUGGUUAUCAAAGCAAUCAGUGGGUUACGCCUUUGUGAGUGGACACUUUGUUGAUAAAGACUGGAGCUUGAGUAACCGUCUUCUCAAUGUUGUUGUUGUGGCUUGUCCUGAUUCGGAUUCCGCGUUGAACCAAUCUAUCACUGCUUGCUUAUCUGAAUGGAAGCUAGAGGGGAAAGUUUCAAGUCUCACUGUCAGCCAAUCACAAGUGAAUAAAACCUGCGUUGAUAAUCUUAGAGGUUUCUUGACUUUUAAGAACCAGCAUGUGUUGAACGGUCAGUUAUUAAUAGGGGAAUGCUACCCUCGUCUCCUAACCAGUAUGGCGCAAGAAGCACUUGCGGCUGAGGAGGUUCGAGGACCAGUAAAGAAAGUCAGAGACAGUGUAAAGUAUGUUAAGACAAACGACGCUUGUGGAGAGAAGUUUGAGGAGGUGAAGAGACUGUUUCCAGCUUCUGCUCCGUACAAAGAUCUUGUAAUUGACAACAAAGGGAGAUGGGACACGAGUUACAAGAUGUUGUUGGCUGGUUUAGAGCAUAGACAAGUGUUUUCUUGUUUGGAGACUUGUUAUCCUGGUUACAAGAUAUCGAUAUCUAAUGAAGAGUGGAGGAAGAUUGAGAGUCUCUGCUUGUGCUUGAAGGUUCUUUUCGAAACGAGUGAUGUCUUGACUAGGCCAAAACACUCGACAGCAAAUAAUUUUUUCGAUGUGAUGACUAAGCUUCAGCUAGAGCUUAGCCACCUGGCCAUGGGUGGUGAAGACCUUGGAAACGUUGUGAGCUCGUUGAGGGAGAGAUUCGACUUGUACUGGAGAGGAUGCUUCCUUGUUGUGGCGGUUGCUGCGGUCUUAGAUCCUCGGUGUAAGAUGCAACACGUAAAGGAGACAUUCACUGAGUCAUAUGGUGAAGAUGCAGAACAAUGGAUCAAGACUGUUAGUGAUGCAGUCCAUGAUCUGUACACAAACUACAGUGAUACCAAUCUGCUUGAUUCCUAUGUAGUAGAUCAUGGCUUUGACGAAACAGAAGUGGUUCAAGAACCUCACUUCCAACAAGACAUGCCUCAAGAUGCUGAUAAAGAUGAGAUAAGUCCACAAUCAGAGCAAACCACAGAGUCACAUCAACAAGAGACGCAGCCUAAGGUAGAGAAGCAGCAGAAUGUGAGUGAAGAGUAUCAAGACCACACGUCAUUUAUGGAUGACGUGCUGCUCGAGGAAGGGUCUACUCUUGUUACAGUUGGAGACUCGUUUUCGGACUUUGACAUUGAAAUAUCAGAGAUGAAACCGGAGCUGGAUCAGUACUUAGAUGACAACUUGGUUUUGAAGUCGGAAGACUUUGAUGUACUAAGCUGGUGGAGACUCAACAGCAACAACUACCCCACACUGUCUAAGAUGGCUGCUGAUUUUCUCUCCAUCCCCUUCAGUACUGUCUCAUCUGAGUCUGUAUUCGACACGGAAGUGAAGCAGAUGGACAGUUAUAGGACCUCUCUUCCUCGUGGAACAUUGGAGGCUCUCUUGUGCACCAAAGACUGGCUCAAGAACCAAACAUUAUGAAUUUUACUCCGUUUUUUUUUUAUUUUUGGAUUCGCUUUUUUUAGUUUUGAAAUUAGUUUUUUCAUAUCUGAGUUGCUUUAUAACUAUUAACUAUUUGUCUUUUGAUUGCAUAGAUGACUUUGAUUGUUAUUCAUCUCAUGAAUGACUAUAAGCUUCCAUGUC
Brassica napus (rape) is the source of this 3196-nucleotide messenger RNA. Its product is annotated as zinc finger BED domain-containing protein DAYSLEEPER-like. The record is from RefSeq and is a predicted model, not a curated record. The coding region runs from base 905 to 3034 and encodes 709 amino acids. Gene Ontology annotation, molecular function: protein dimerization activity; DNA binding. The transcript is spliced from 2 exons. NCBI's taxonomy places the organism in Eukaryota, Viridiplantae, Streptophyta, Magnoliopsida, Brassicales, Brassicaceae.